Messenger RNA from Ceratitis capitata (Mediterranean fruit fly), 2153 nucleotides. RefSeq names its product early nodulin-75. Lineage: Eukaryota; Metazoa; Arthropoda; Insecta; Diptera; Tephritidae. The coding region runs from base 559 to 2052 and encodes 497 amino acids. The record is from RefSeq and is a predicted model, not a curated record. The transcript is spliced from 2 exons.
AAAUUCUGGCGAUUGAUCAAUAUCUGCACAUUAUUGACCGAAGGCGCUUCUGCAAAAAACUAUAUACAUACAUAAAUACAUACACUUACUUACAUAUUCACAAAAAAAGAAGACUUCCGAAAGUGUUCAUCUAGCAACAAACACCAUCAUCAACUCCAAAACGAACCAAAUAUACAGUUAAAAUAGUACAGUGAACUCUGAAUGACCAAAUAAAAACCGAAAAAAAAUCAAAAAUUUCAAAGACAAAAAUCAGUCAUGAGACCCACUCAAAUUGCUUGCUUUUGAAGCGCGCACUCUCCUUCCACAGCUUCUACUACUUCAGCUUCGUCUUCGUAAUAUUUAAAAUAUUACCAUUAAAAUGUGUGUAAGUACUCAAGGUCUACUUGUUUCCAAGUCUUCAAUAUAAAAAGCAAGUGCUCGUUAGUGAAUUGCAAUCACAAUCGAAUCGGCAAUUUAACAGCGCACUUCUUCGUCCGGCAGCCCAUAAACACACGCACAGCCGCAACGCACAACGGCACACACUUUGCGAAGUAGACACCAGAGGCAAAAACAUAAAUAAUGCGAUUUCUCACUCUAACGCUUGUGGCGUGUGCUGCCUUUGGCUCAGCCAUGGCAGAUGUCUCACAUUUGCCCAAACAUUACAUACCGCCAACAACGAUGAUGAUGCCACCGGGUGGAGCGGGCAGUCAACAGUCGGAGAUGGGUGUGCAUAGUGGACUUCCUAUUACACAUAUGGGUAGACACACAGUGACGACGAUUGAGAAGCAGGAGCUUAGAGAACUGCCAACACAAACGGAAUACCUGCAACCGGGCCAGACGCCUUAUGGUGUAGGAGUGAGCAAAGGCAACGGCUACAAUGAACGCAAGGUUAUGCCAUUAGGUGCGAAUGGAGCGGAAAAACCAUUAGCGAUGAUGAUGCCGCGAGAGCUGUUGCCACCUGCACCACCAACCACCCCUCUACCUUCCGUGGAACCAAAACACGGGCAAGAAGCGCCAGUAGUCGCACCGAGCAACGGUUAUUUGGCACCAGAAAUGAAUGGCGUACCAGACAGUCGUGCGAGCCAGAGUAACAUGCCAUCCAGGCAAUACUUAACGCCACCGAUGAUGAUAUCCGAACAACGUAUGGAGGAAAGUCCAGUAGCUUCACCCAGUAAACAAUAUUUGGCGCCAAUAAUGAACAUCAGUGAGCAAGAAGAGCCAGAAGCAAGCCAAAAUCGUGAGGAAUCGCGAGCCACAGCUCCUUCUAAGCAAUAUUUAACGCCAAUGACAAUGCAAAUGCAAGCAAAAAUGCUCGAAGAGCACAAGAUGAAUGUACCAAGCAAACAAUACUUAGCAUCACUGCCAACAAUGUCAGCCGCCCAAGAAGAGCAACCAUUACCACAACAAUCAGCACCUGCACCACGCUACUUGCCACCACAGCAGCAACGGCAGAUGGAACAGCAAACGCACGAGAUGCCAGCCAAUCAAUAUUUGGCUCCACAUACGACUGAACAGGAAAUGCAAAUGCAACACUCAACAGAGCCGCCGCAAAGGCCAGCACCAGCACUAGCACCAGUGACACACUAUUUGCCACCUUCCUCAAUGCAAAUGUCACGUGAACUACCUGCACGUGAGCAAACAAUGGCGUUUGCAUCUCAUAUGCAGCCAUCACGGGAAUACCUCAGUCCAUUUGGCGAGGGGGAAAAUGUUGCAGAAGCCGCUCAAGAAGCGGCAGAAAUGCUGAAUGAACCAUCCGUCCAUCAGCCCAUGCCGCCAGCUGCUGAAGAGGAGCCCGCAAACUACUAUCUGCCUCCACAAUCCGCCGCCCAGCCCCUCACCACACCACCACAGGCGUCUGAGACUUUAGAACCUGUUGACUUUGUCCGUCAGCAUCACCAACUGAUGACACAGUACGAGGGUGUACCUGAAGCGCCCGUUUCAUUUUCUCAAUUCCAAUCGAUAAACAGUGUAGAACCGAACGCUGAACCCAUGCCCGCUCAUUUUUUGGCCGAUGAUGGUUACCAUUAUCUUAACGGGAAUAGCGCUGCGGGUCGCUUCCGUGUGAGACAUUGAAGCUGGUUUUCGUAAGGCGCUUUGUAGCGAGGUUACAAAAUUUGUUAAAUUUUUCAUUGUUUUAGGUUAGUUUUUCCAAAUAAAGUGCAUUGCAAAAAUUA